This is a messenger RNA of Centrocercus urophasianus (Greater sage-grouse), 2039 nucleotides long. RefSeq names its product nipped-B-like protein. NCBI's taxonomy places the organism in Eukaryota, Metazoa, Chordata, Aves, Galliformes, Phasianidae. The transcript is spliced from 3 exons. The coding region runs from base 1 to 1617 and encodes 538 amino acids. The record is from RefSeq and is a predicted model, not a curated record.
AUGACUUGUGACAUGUAUACAACUGGAAGCCAUCUGGUCUCUCAUUAUUCUGAAGGCUUUGGAAUUUUCAGUUUAGAAAGGCUUCCUGUACCAGAUAAGCCUCUGAAGAAGCGAAAACAAGAAAACAAACCACAGGAGGCUGGUGGUGCUACUGGAGGAAAUAGACCAACUUCUCAGGAGACAUGUUCUGCAGGAAAUGGGGCAAGGCCACCACUGAUGGUUAGUAUUGACCUUCAGCAAGCAGGAAGAGCGGACUCUCAGGCAACAGCAACUCAGGAUUUGGAUGCCUUCAAAAAAAAAGAAGAAAUAAAGCAGUACAAUGAUGGGUUUGUGUGUUUUCCCCAAGAAGACACUGUUGGAAUUAAACCUGAAAACCAUCCUGAGAUUUUUAGGAAAAAGGCAGACUUUGGGGGUCAAAAGACAGCUAUCCAACAAAAUGAAAACAGACAGAUGGAAUUUCAGAAAAAUGAGAUCAACAGAAGGUUGGAAAGUAAACUGAAUGAGAACAAACAGAUAGAGGCUAAAUAUGAAAACAAGCAUGAAAGCAGUCAAAUAGAGCUGAAACAAAAUGAGAACAGACAGACAGCGUCAAAACAAAAUGAGAGCAGGGAAAUGGAGAUAAAACAAAAUGAGGGAAAGCAAAAUAAUGGCAAACAGGAAAUAAGACAGAGGCCUGAAAUGCCAAAACAGAAGACUGAAGGCAGGCCUGAAAUGCCAAAACAUAGACAUGACAGUAGGAGGGACUCCAGUAAACUGUUGUCAGAUAAGAAAAUUGAAAUAACUAGGCAUAAAACAGAUGUGAAAUCUGAUCCUUCAAAGGUAAAAUGUGAAAGUAGAUCAGAUUUAGUGAAAAAAAGGCCUGAUGGGCGUUCAGUUUCUGAUACACUGAGGUGUGACCACAUUAACCUUAAACAAAGAUCUGAGGACAGAGGGGAGUCAGAGAGAUACAGAGGAGAUCCGUUCAAGAUAAGACGACCUGAGUAUUUGAGAUCCUCAAACAAAAAUGAACAUGAUUCUAAGCAUGGUAUAAAAUCUGAUGUUUCAAAAACUGAGAAAUUUGAAAGGAAGCACAGACAUGAGUCUGGUGAAUCAAGGGAAAGAUUUUCAUCUGGGGAUCAGAAAUCAAGACCUGACAGUCCUCGUAUUAAACAGGAAAGUAAAGGAGACUGUAGUAAAUCAAGACCUGAUAAACCUGGUUUUAAAUCACCCAACAGCAAGGAUGAACAAAGGACAGAUGGUAAUAAGAGUAAAGUAGAUAGCAAUAAAAUACAUACUGGCAAUAAAGCAGAGUUUCCCAGUUACUUGUUGGGGGCAAGAUCUGGCACGCUGAAACAUUUUGUCAUCCCAAAAAUCAAGCGUGAUAAAGAUGGCAAUGUCAAUCAGGAGUCAAAGAAAACUGAAUGUAAAGGUGAACAAAAGGAGAAAGUAGAGAAGAUUGGGCUAGUUGAAGACCUAAAUAAAGGAGCUAAGCCUGUAGUUGUCCUUCAGAAGCUUUCUUUGGAUGAUGUGCAGAAAUUCAUUAAAGAUAGAGAAGAUAAAUCAAGGGGCUCAUGUUUUAAGCCUAACAAGAGCAAGUCAUCCAAAUCUAAUAAAGGUAAGAUCGUUGGUUUUUUUUAAUGCAUUUUAUUUUGUACACUCCUGUUCUGUUCUUUUAGAUUUGCUAUUCCUGUGGUUAAAAAUUAAAUACAAAAGUUUGAUAGUUUAUAUGCUUGCUUAUAUGGUGAUUUUGGGGAAUCAAAGUGAAACUCAAUUCAGGACUUGUUAUUGGAAAUACUGCUCCAAUGUAAGUGAAGUGAUUUAUGUACUCUGAUGCGAGUACCUUAUGUGGGAAAACUUAAAUGGUUUUAAGCUGCACUUCCAUCUACAUUAGUUUAAUUGGUAAUUUCUCUAGUUUAACAUAACUGAUAUAUGUAUGAAUGAAACUGGUUUAAGUGUGUCUGGAUAAGUGACUGUUACUACUAUAACUAAAUUAGCGUACCUGGAGUGGUACUUACACAAGCACUAAGAUACUUUUAUAUUUUUAAUUAGGACCGAAAUGU